AUGUCUACAUUCUUUAGUUCUUCCAGCUCGCCCAAAGACACAGGCACCGAAUCGCCUGCUGAUCUGAAUAAGGGUGACACUACAACAUCUGCCGCUCCUACGCUCGCUUCUCAUAAUGCCUUGCCAUCCGAUAUGGAGGCCCAGUCCCAGAGAGAAAAGUCUCCCAAGCCAUCCAGCGAGAAAGAGAGCACCCUCGUCAAUGAGCCAAUUCGGGAUUCAGCCGUUUCUGAGGAUACCAACAAAGAGACGACCCGAGACAAUCAACCGCCAGAGGUAAUUCCUAAUGAGGACUCGAAUAAAGAGCCUGUUGUGAAGAAUGAUACCGAGAAAGAGGCUGCCAAGGAAGAAGACAAGAAUUCGAGUGAUGACGAUGCAGAGAAUACAGCCAAAGAGCCUGAGCCAGAAUACCCGACGGCAUUCAAACUGCUCCUCAUUACAAUUGCCUUGUGUCUCUGCGUGUUUUGUGUGGCAUUGGACAACACAAUCAUUGCAACAGCUAUUCCAAAAAUCACCGAUCAAUUCAACUCACUCGAUGAUGUUGGUUGGUAUGGAAGUGCCUACUUGCUCACCACUUGCUCCGUCACCCUGAUGUUUGGCAAAUUCUACACCUUCUACUCCAUCAAAUGGAUCUACUUAAUCGCCCUUUCCAUCUUCGAGAUCGGCUCGCUGGUCUGCGCCGUCACCCCGAACUCGGUCGGUCUUAUCUGCGGCCGUGCUAUUGCUGGUCUGGGUGCUGCGGGUUUGUUCUCGGGUUCGAUCUUGAUUAUCACUCAGAGUGUCCCGCUGGUUAAGAGACCUAUGUAUACGGGUCUUGUGGGUUCGAUGUUUGGAAUUGCUAGCGUUGCGGGCCCACUUAUGGGAGGUGCUUUCACAGACAGACUCACCUGGCGUUGGUGCUUCUAUAUCAACCUGCCCAUUGGCGCGGUUACUUUCUUUUUCAUUCUAUUCUUCUUUAAGAACCCCAAGUCGCUCAAGGAUGCCAAGGGAUGGAAGGAGCAGCUGGCUGAAAUCGACCUCCUCGGCUCAUUCUUCUUCUUGCCCGCCAUCAUCAGUCUGCUGCUUGCCCUGCAGUGGGGUGGUACCAAGUAUCCCUGGAGCAGUGGACGCAUCAUUGCUCUGUUCGUGGUCUUUGGCGUAUUGAUUAUCAUUUUCAUCGGUGUGCAAUGGUGGGGUCAAGAACGUGCUACCGUUCCCCCGAGAUUGAUCAAGAACCGCAAUGUCUGGGGUUCAGCCUGGUAUGCGCUGGCUAUUGGUGCGGCGUACUUUGUUUUGGUCUACUAUCUUCCCAUCUGGUUCCAAGCUAUCAAGGGCGCCUCGGCCGUGAAGUCGGGUAUAAUGAACCUCCCCAUGAUCAUCACUGUCGUGCUCGUCUCAAUUCUGGCUGGCGGUCUCGUCACGGCCUGCGGCUACUACACUCCUUUCAUGAUCGCCUCGUCCAUCAUCAUGACCAUUGGCGCUGGCCUGCUGUCCACCCUAGAGGUGGACUCGGGUCACCCAAAGUGGAUCGGCUACCAGGCACUCUUCGGUAUCGGCCUAGGCCUGGGCAUGCAGCAACCCAUGAUCGUGGCACAGACUGCUCUCAGCGCCGGCGAUGUCCCAAGUGGAACCGCCAUCGUGAUGUUCGCUCAAACUCUGGGUGGCUCGAUCUUUAUCUCCGUUGCCCAGAACAUCUUCCAGAACCAGCUGGUCACAAACAUUCGCGCCGACGCGCCAACUGCCAAUGCCGCCGAGCUUGUGGCAGCUGGUGCGACGAUGCUGCGGACUGUUGUUUCGGGACCCGUUCUGGAGCGUGUUUUGGUCGCUUACAAUGAUGCCAUCACGCAGACGUUCUAUGUGGCCGUCGCUAUGGGUGCUUUGUCUCUCAUUGGACCUAUCUUUGUCGAGUGGCUCUCCGUUAAGGGGAAGAAGGUUGAGAUGGCUGCGGUUUGA
Messenger RNA from Penicillium cataractarum, 1929 nucleotides. Its product is annotated as MDR family MFS transporter. The record is from RefSeq and is a predicted model, not a curated record. Bases 1 to 1929 code for a protein of 642 amino acids. Gene Ontology annotation, molecular function: transmembrane transporter activity. Gene Ontology annotation, biological process: transmembrane transport. Lineage: Eukaryota; Fungi; Ascomycota; Eurotiomycetes; Eurotiales; Aspergillaceae. The transcript has 4 exons.